AUGAUUGAGGACAUCAAGACUCUCCGCGAGGAGCAUGUGUACCGCGCCAAGCUCGCUGAGCAGGCGGAGCGCUAUGACGAAAUGGCGGAGGCGAUGAAGAAUUUGGUGGAGAACUGUCUCGACCAGAACAGCUCCACUCCAGGUGGCAAGGGGGACGAGUUGACUGUUGAGGAGAGGAAUCUACUAAGUGUUGCGUACAAGAACGCCGUGGGAGCCCGCCGCGCCAGCUGGCGCAUAAUUUCUUCUGUUGAGCAGAAGGAGGCCAACAGGAACCACAUGACGAACAAGGCCUUGGCAGCGAGCUACAGACAGAAGGUUGAAAAUGAGCUCAACAAAAUCUGCCAGGAGAUCCUGACCCUUCUGACCGACAAGCUGCUGCCCCGCACCACGGAUUCUGAGAGUCGUGUUUUCUACUUCAAGAUGAAGGGGGACUACUACCGUUACAUUUCCGAGUUCAGCAACGAAGAGGGGAAGAAGGCAUCGGCAGAACAGGCGGAGGAAUCGUACAAGCGUGCGACGGACACCGCUGAAGCAGAACUACCAUCUACUCACCCUAUCCGCUUGGGUCUGGCCCUCAACUACUCUGUGUUCUACUACGAGAUUCUCAACCAGCCACAGAAGGCUUGUGAAAUGGCCAAACUGGCUUUCGAUGAUGCAAUUACCGAGUUCGACAGCGUUUCCGAGGAGUCUUACAAGGAUUCCACUCUUAUCAUGCAACUGCUACGUGACAAUCUGACUCUCUGGACCAGCGACUUGCAGACUCAGGAACAGCAGCAGCAGCCCGUGGGCGAUGCCGCCGAGGCGCCGAAGGUGGAGGCUACUGAACAGCAGUAG
Eimeria mitis is the source of this 834-nucleotide messenger RNA. RefSeq names its product 14-3-3 protein, putative. Gene Ontology annotation, cellular component: cytoplasm. The coding region runs from base 1 to 834 and encodes 277 amino acids. The transcript has 4 exons. NCBI's taxonomy places the organism in Eukaryota, Apicomplexa, Conoidasida, Eucoccidiorida, Eimeriidae. The record is from RefSeq and is a predicted model, not a curated record. Gene Ontology annotation, biological process: signal transduction.